This is a messenger RNA of Anopheles coluzzii, 3149 nucleotides long. RefSeq lists its product as uncharacterized. Bases 400 to 2163 code for a protein of 587 amino acids. The record is from RefSeq and is a predicted model, not a curated record. Gene Ontology annotation, biological process: cobalamin transport. Lineage: Eukaryota; Metazoa; Arthropoda; Insecta; Diptera; Culicidae. Gene Ontology annotation, molecular function: cobalamin binding. The transcript is spliced from 7 exons.
UGCACUUUCACAAUCAAAUCAACUGGGGUGUGUUUAGUAUCUACUGCACAUAUUAAUGAAAGCUGCAUUAUCUUUGUUAUUCAGUCAUUUUUCGUCCUGUGAGAACUGGGUGCAUAUCCCUAUCGAUAAACGACGGUAGUCGAAUCGUAGACUAUUAGCUGUGCGCUUCCUAGCUUUGAAUAUCUGAAUGCUAUUGAAUUUCUUAUCAGUGUAAGAAAGUGAAAGUGAUUAUUUAGUGGCAAUCUCGUUAGAACUUGGUGCAUGUAUAUUGCUGGUGUAAAUUACGAAAAUUACGUUCCGCCCAGUAAAAUAAUGUGCGGUGCAAUAUAAACAGCUUUGAAGUAUUUUCGCCGAAACCGUAUUAAAAGUGCAUCAAUUUCCAAAACUUGCAGGUUAAACAUGAUACAUCGAAAGCAAAUUGCGGCAGUUCUUCUUGCUACGGUGUUACUGUUAGUCAAUAGCAUACUUGGUGAAAAUGUUACCUCUAUCAUACCACCGACAAUGCAAAGUACGUCUGAUACAGCCCACACAACCACCGGUCUAGCACAUACGACACAACAGCAUCAACAUUACCAGUAUGCAACAUCGACUGUGCAGCUAAACGCACUUCCUACCGAGCAGACGGGCUCGGUUACCGUUGGCCAGCCGGGUGGAACCGUCGCUGGAUUGUAUGUUAGUACCACCAUUGAUCCUAUAUCCACACAGCAAUCGACCGUUUCUCCGCUGUAUAUAUCGAACAUGUCUGCUUCCUUUGCACCGGCAACUCAAAUAUCCUUACGGCAAGAUUUAGUCGAUAGCUUGCCGGUCGACGUUUUGCAGAUCGAGGAAAAGCAGCUUGGGCCGGGAGGACCAAAUCAGGCGGAAAGCGUGGGCAUUCAGCGAGCGCUGUGUUGGCUGAGGGAGAAACGGUUGCCCGACUACAGUUGGGGCAACGACACGCACAUGGUAAUUCUGGCCAAAGAGUUGUCCGGAGCCCGCGACCCAACGGAUAAUGAUAAUCCUAUACAGGCGGUAUCAGACUUGGAGAACCUGUUGUCCAUCAAGCAGAUGGAUAUUGAGGUGUUGACGAUGCUCGACCGGCAUCAUGCUACAGCGAAGCUACCGCAUACCGAUCACAUUGCCAAGUACAUCUUGGCCAUGGGAGGUCUCUGCAAGGAUGCACGUCAUUUUUACGGUCACGAUUUGGUAGCCGCGCUGGAGCAUCAUGAGCACGAUCAGGGACAAGAGUAUGAGUUUGCGUUGACAGCACUAGCCAUAUGCAGUUCUGCCACACAUGUGCGAAAGCGUCAAAUUCGACGACUGUUGGACAUAGCUAGCGGAGAGGUGAACGAUGUUGAUACGAUUGCCAUGGUGCUGUUGGCACUCCGUUGCAUAGUAACCGAUCAUCGUCACCGACAUUUGCAGCAUUUUGUUCGUCGUCCUGCUCGGGGUUUGGCUAGCUUGCAGGGGCCGCAGGGUAGCUUUGGUUCGCUGCGGAGCACGGCACUAGCCAUGCAGGCGCUGCAAGAUUUGGAGCCCGAUCCCGCCGGCAAAUGGAAUCGAACUGCCGCAUCGGAGUGGUUACUGGCUAAGCAACGUACCGACGGAGGCUGGACGGAGGAACCGCUGCAAGAUGGACAGGAUCCUAGCAUUGGCAUCGGAUUAACAGCUGAUAUCGUACUUGCGCUUGGUUGGCGGGGAUUGGGAGCCGUUCGAGCGCUGCAAUGCGAUCACGUAAUGCGCGAAUCCAACGAACCAUCGGAAAAUGGCGAGCCGAAGCUAGCUGCCCCGGUUGGGCUCGGUAUUUCGCCCGUAGAAGAGCUGGAACCAAGAAACGUUUCAUAUACGUACACCCUGUGGGUGGGUACAAACGAAACUGAGGAGUAUUUCCUCGAUUUGACGUCACCGAAAAAUACAACAUUCUUCCGGGCCAUGAAGCAAGCGGCAGAAAUAGAUCCUAGGUUUUCGUUUGAAGCACGUGAAUGGCCCAACGGACACUACGUUCACACGUUGGCUGGAAUGAAGGAGGAACCGAAAAGCUAUCACUUUUGGCUGCUAUAUCGCUUGCCCGAAAGGCCAGACACAAAAAAUCCGCCUGGUAAUCAGCUAAUAGCUCCGCUAGGGGUGGAUGAGCUGUUAGUGGAAGAUGGAGAACACUAUCUCUACUGGUACAAAAAGCUUUAAGCUUUGAUUUUCUUCGAUUCUACAAAUCUGAUAAGAAUAGUAAGCAAUAAGAAACAACAAGUAACUUCAGCGCCACCAAUAGUAUUGAUCAACAGUAGCAGCGAUUAAAACAGCAAUAAAGUAUGUAACAAAUGCAAAUAAAGCGGUUGCAGCUUUCUGUAUGAGACUGGAAAUGAGCAAAGCUGCAGCAUCUCUAAAUGUAGGUUAGAUGAUCAAAAGUACACAACAUCACGAAUUUUGCGAUGAGCAAUGUUUCGAACUUUCCAGCACAACAUACGAUCUAGUUACACAGUUAGGUUGAAUAUGAGUGGUCAAAUGCUCAAACCGGUCCGAUCACGCGUCAGAUGAUACAUACAGAUGAUACUGACGCUUCAAGGAAAAACAUCGUUUGCUCAACAGUCAGGUUAAGAUGCUGACGAAGAGUGCUCCGUGUAAUGAAACAUAAUUACGAUUUACGUAGUAAUACCAUAGAAAGUAUAUGUACCAGAAGAAAUACGGGACGGAGGAAGGAAGAUCAUGUGAAUCGACAGUCUUCUCUCCGCUUGCUGGCAAGGGACGGAUGAGGGAAAAUUAAAUAAUAUGUGGACCAUCCGUAAAUGAGUAUAAGGAAGAAUGUAAUGAAGCUAUGAACAAACACGAUAUAUUGAGCCACCUUACAAUCCAUAGGCGGUAUGAACAUGAUAUAACCGUAUACAAACAAUUAUACAAAAUAUACAUAAAUAUCUAUAUACAAAACCGUAAAUGAAUAUAUAUAUACACAUAUACAUAUACAGCCGUAAAAUAUACAUAUAAAUACAAUGCAAAUGCCGAAGCAUGGUAGGAACGCUAAAACAAUGGUAAAAACACAACUAACCAGUAAGCCAUCGUUUGUAUGGUCAGUCAGCAAAAAGGAGGGCGCCUUUGCAAUUGUGCAGGAGUUUUUUUUUUUUAAUUUGGCCUAUAACGGAUCUAGCGAAGUGAAUUAUUGCUCAAGCAGCACCAGCAAA